AUAACCGGCGGGCAGCUGCGGUGCUUGCCCCUCGACACCGCCUCGAUAACUGCCGAGCGCUAGAUACAUCUGCAUGGGCCGGGGUGAUUGAGCCUAUAUGGCUGCGAAGUAACCUUACGCGUGAGGAAUGGGUUAAUCAGUGUCGCAGCCAUGGCAAGAUCAACAAACAGAGGCAUCACGGAUGGCGAUCCGCGGGUGUCCGUGUCCACGGGAAGCGGAGAGGCGCGAGACCUCACCGACCUCCGGGAACUGUCUCUCGAGGAGGUGCUGAAGUCCUACGAGCAGCCGAUCAACGAGGAGCAGGCCUGGGCUGUGUGCUACCAGUGCUGCGGAGGAGCGAGGGCGCCGCACCCGGCGACUGGUCCACUUUACCAAGUGAAAGACCCGUCCUCUAUUCUCCUCCACAGAGACGGGACAGUGUCGCUCCAGCAGCAGCCCUGCAGCAGUGAUGACACGGACAGACCUUCUCCUCCAGUGAUUGCCGAGCGACAGCUGGUGCGCUCCAUGGGCGUGGCCAUCUACCAGGCUCUGGACUGGGGCCUGGACGACAGCGAGGAGCAGGAGCUCAGCCCGCAGCUGGAGAGCCUUCUGGAGCGCAUGGCGUGCGGUGAUGGGGAGGCUGACUCCCUCGCUGGCGGCGGCGGCGGCGGCGGUGCGGACCGCGACGGCUGCGUCAACGGCACCGCUGACGAGGGCUACAGCGGGCAGGAGGAUGAGGAGCAAGAGGAGGAGGAAGAGGAGGAGGAGGAAGAGGAGGGCGUUGACGAAGGGGUGCUGAGGAGGAGGAGGAGGCCGGUGUACACGUUGGCGAAGGUGAAGGCGCUGUGCGCGUCUCGGCUGGCCAACCCCGCUCAGGCCGUCGAGCACUACCCGGCGGUCUGCAGGGCCCUGUUUGUGGAGACCCUGGAGCUGCAGACGUUCCUCACCAAGAUACAAGACGCCAAGGAGAUGCUGAAAGAAAUCCGAAAAGAUGAAAUUCCAGAAGACUCGUCGACCGCUGAGCUCGGUGCUUUGAAGCACACAGACUGGGCCCGCCUGUGGGUGCAGCUGAUGAAGGACCUGAGGCAGGGUGUGAAGCUGAAGAAGGUGGGGGAGCAGCCCUUCAACCCCCUCCCCACCGAGUUCAGCCUCACCCCCUUCGAGAUGCUCAUGCAGGACAUACGGUCGCGGAAGAUCCAGCUACGCAAAGUCAUGGUGGAUGGAGAUAUCCCCACCAGAGUGAAGAGGAAUGCACACGAAAUGAUCCUGGAUUUUAUCAGGUCCAGACCUCCCCUCAAACCGGUGUCAGAGCGCAGCCUCCCCCCCCCCCCCCAGGAGCCCGAGUCGCUCCACCAGCGGCUCCUGGCAGGGAUCAAGCAGGAGAGGAAGCUCCGGCCGGUGGCCUCCCCGCCCUCCAGAUCAUUUGGCUCCAUGCCCUGCCUUGCCCUGCCUUGUCCUUGCAACGUGAAGUCUACGUCCUGUAUUGACCUGUCUGCGUCGGACGGCGGGCUCCGGGCCCCGCCCAGGCCGCGGGUUCGCCUCAAGGCCCCCACGCUGGCAGAGAUGGAGGAGAUGAAUGUCUGGGAGGAGGAGGGCUCCCCGGAGGGAGGGGAGAUGCGGAGGGCCGAGAGCUUCCCCUUACCUCUGAAGCGAGACCGCUCCUUCUCAGAGCACGACCUGGCGGAGCUGCGGGGCGACAUGCUGCCCCCCCUCGCCGGCUCCCCGCGGCUGGGGGGCGAGGCGGCGUUCAGGCUGAGGGGAGAAAGACCCCGGUCCCAGACCAUGACGGGGGCCUUCCCCCCGCCAGUAUACCGAGCGUCGUACCAAGCCUCCUGGACGCCCUCCUCCCCCGCCCGACUGUCCCUCAGCUCGGUGGACGAGGUCACAGAAACCGCAGAAGCCCCGCCCACAAUUGACAAGAAGAGACAGUGGAUGGAGGAGUUCAGCCACCCAGUGGAGAGUCUUGCCUUGACGGUGGAGGAGGUGAUCAAUGUGCGCCGGGUUCUAGUGAAGGCAGAAAUGGAGAAGUUCUAUCAGACUAAAGAGCUCUACAACAACCUGAAGAAGGGCAAGGUUUGCUGCUGCUGUAAAGUGAAGUUUCCUCUCUUCUCGUGGCCGUCCAAUUGCUUACUCUGUAAAAGAUCAGUCUGUGCCUCCUGUAGUGCAAAGAUGAAGAUCCCAUCUAAGAAGAUGGCACACAUCCCUGUCUAUACCUUGGGCUUCUACAGCAGCCCAAAGAGCCAUGGCCACAAAAGCCAAGUAUACAAGUCCCUACGCAGCCUCACGCGCCGCUCGGUCGAGGAGGAGUUCCCCCACCUGUACGCGCACGGCUGCACGCUGCGCGACGUGUGCGCCGAGUGCACCAAGUUCGUGGCGGACGUCAUCUCGUCUAGCCGCCGCAGCCUGGACCUCCUCAACACGCCCAAGCGGGAGAGCCGGCCCGCCGCCCGCCCGCCCCAGGCCGCUCCCUUGCCUCGCCCGCUGUCGGCGCCAUGUCCCUGGGGCGCCCCGUCGCAGCCUCCCCCCAGUGCCUCACGGAGGCAGCCGCUAGCCCGGGCCGACACCACCCUCCCCAACAGGGCGGGAAAGUGAUCGGAGAGCGUACCGUUACACUGUUUGAUUGAAUGAGCUAGCCCCGCCCCCUCUGCCGCCACCACGCGCCCCCCCGGCAACCCCUUCCUCCCGAUACGCGAAUCCAGCACCAGUGUUGGAGCCCCCGAUCAACCCCUCCUCUGGACACACACACACACACCGCCAAACGCACACAUAUACACACAAGCACACAUGGCCAAACACACACACACACACACACACACACACACACACACACACACACACACACACACACACACACACACACACACACACACACACACACACACACACACACACACACACACACACACACACACACACGGCCGGACGCCGGCCAUGACAUGUUGCCUUGAUUAUGUUGUGAAUGUAUUAUGCCCUUAAGCAUGGCCAGAGGCACAAUCAGUGCAAGCUCAUUGGGGACAUAGCCUUUCUCGCUUGGAAGGUGGCCUACU
Molecule: messenger RNA, 3026 nt
Organism: Gadus chalcogrammus (walleye pollock)
Lineage: Eukaryota; Metazoa; Chordata; Actinopteri; Gadiformes; Gadidae
Gene: spire2
Product: spire-type actin nucleation factor 2
Exons: 15
Coding region: 151-2571 (806 amino acids)
Biological process (GO): actin filament polymerization; actin nucleation; actin filament network formation
Cellular component (GO): cytoplasmic vesicle membrane; cell cortex
Molecular function (GO): actin binding
Source: RefSeq, a predicted model, not a curated record